Messenger RNA from Microsporum canis CBS 113480, 1647 nucleotides. RefSeq lists its product as hypothetical. The record is from RefSeq and is a predicted model, not a curated record. Gene Ontology annotation, biological process: proteolysis. Gene Ontology annotation, molecular function: dipeptidyl-peptidase activity; serine-type exopeptidase activity. The coding region runs from base 1 to 1647 and encodes 548 amino acids. The transcript is spliced from 3 exons. Lineage: Eukaryota; Fungi; Ascomycota; Eurotiomycetes; Onygenales; Arthrodermataceae.
AUGAAGUUCACCAGAUGCUUCAUCCAGGGCGCUGCCCUCGCCCUCCUUGCAGGCCUGGGUUCGACUUUGGGGCUCGCCAACUCCAAGUUGAGCAGAGACCUUCAUGAUGCUGCCAUGAUGGGUUUGGAUCCUGAUGUUGCUCUGCGCCCUGAGCAGUUCGCAACCAUGAUGGCUGGCAGUCAGUCUGCAAACCCAGUUGCAGAGACCUUUGACGUAUGGCCCCUUUUCAAGAGUGGUACUUAUAAGCAUCGUUUCUGGAUCAACGAAGAAGACUACAAGCCUGGUGGUCCAGUCUUCGUCUUCGACUGCGGUGAGGCUGCUGGUCAGAGAUACGCAAACAACUAUCUCUAUAACGAGACCAACUUCUUCAGACAGUUCACCAAGAAGUUCAAUGGCGUUGGGAUUGUUUUCGAGCACAGAUACUAUGGAGAAUCAACUCCCUUCCCAAUCUCUGUCAAGACUCCACCGGAGCACUUCCAGUACCUCAACAACGACCAGGCUCUGGCUGAUCUUCCUUACUUUGCAAAGUCAUUCAAGCGGGCUGCUUUCCCCAACAAUGACUUGAGGCCAAAUGCCACUCCUUGGAUCAUGGUUGGCGGGUCGUACCCCGGCAUGAGAGCUGCUUUCACCCGUGACAGAUACCCAGAGACCAUCUAUGCCUCCUGGGCUUCUUCAGCUCCUGUUCAGGCCCAGAUCGAUAUGGCAGUAUACUAUGAGCAAGUGUACAGAGGCCUUGUCGCCUACGGAUGGGGUAACUGCACCAAGGAUAUCCACGCUGCCUACCGAUACAUUGACCGCCAACUCUCACGAGGAGACACCGCCGCAGCCAUCAAGAAGCUGUUCUUGGGUGAGGGCGCCGAUAAGGCUAGCAACGGAGAUUUCACUGCUGCUCUGAUCGUUGCCUACGCUGGAUGGCAGUCGUCCGGGGCCGACGGCCAGGUCGGCAAGUUCUGCAACUGGCUCGAGGUCGACCCCCAUACCAACAAGACCGCUCCUGCUGAAGGCUGGGCCCCUACCUUGGGAGACAAGGCCAUGGCCGAGAGAUUCGCUGCCUGGCCUACGCUCGCUGAGAUGGUCAAUGCCAAUGCCAUGACCAACUGCAAGCAGACCGACAAGUCCAAGCCACUCGAGUGCAAGCUCGACAAGCCAAGCGAAGACCCAGACUUCAUCAGCUGGAUCUGGCAGUACUGCAGUGAAUGGGGCUACUACCAGGGCGUCAACUUCCCACAGCACGCUAUCCUCUCCAGAUAUCAGACCAACCAGUGGAACCAGGAGUUCUGCUACCGCCAGUUCCCAACCGGUGUCAGGAGCGGCUACCUUCCACUCUUCCCCCAGACAGUCAAGACCAACCUCGCUACCAAGGGAUGGCAUAUGCGUCCAUCCAACGUCUACUGGAGCGGUGGACAGUUCGACCCGUGGAAGACCCUUUCCCCCCUAUCCACCGAGUCCUUCGCUCCUCGCAUCGAGGUUUCCAAGGAGAUCCCGAAAUGCAACGUUUCCACCGGGCCAAAGAAGAUCUUUGGAUAUGUAAUCCCCAAUGCUCAGCACGUCUAUGACUUCCGAACCUACUUCAAGCCCGGUGCUGUUUCCAGACAGCUCUUCAACGAUGCCUUGGAGGCAUGGCUUCCUUGCUUCCAGAAGCAUUAA